AUGACCACUCGUGGUCUAUCAACCCCGGAUUCUUUGCCGACAUUCCGUGAGAACCGGUACCGCCGCGGAGAAGCAUUCAUACUCGCUUCCAUUCUGGCUGUGGCCCUCGAUCUCUUCCUCCUGGAACCCCACGAGCUAGGUGCGAACCAACGCCUGGACAACUUCGUUCCUCUCGAAAUUGAUCUUAGUUCCACGACUGUUUCCCAGCUCGGAUGCUUCCUCGUCGAGAGCGUCUUCGAUAUCGUGUCUGAUCAGGCCCAGCCUACCAUUUCUUACAACUACGAGUUGUUCGAGGGCUUCGUCAAGGGAAUACUCGCAUCUUUGGUCACCAACGAUGGCUUCUUCAACUGCCCUACUCUCAGCUUUGUUAGGCCGGGUGAGAAUACAGCUCGAUCGUCUCAUGGAAGUCAAAGCUCUCAAGGAUUUCUGAUCAAUGUGACUAUCCUGGCAUUGGCAUCAAGUCUGACUCUCCAAUCGUCUGAAAGGCAAGGGAGAGUGAUCUCAAGAGGUCGGUAG
Messenger RNA from Penicillium argentinense, 516 nucleotides. RefSeq lists its product as uncharacterized. The record is from RefSeq and is a predicted model, not a curated record. Lineage: Eukaryota; Fungi; Ascomycota; Eurotiomycetes; Eurotiales; Aspergillaceae. The coding region runs from base 1 to 516 and encodes 171 amino acids. The transcript has 2 exons.